Trematomus bernacchii (emerald rockcod) is the source of this 2848-nucleotide messenger RNA. RefSeq names its product cyclin I (gene ccni). The coding region runs from base 270 to 1520 and encodes 416 amino acids. Gene Ontology annotation, cellular component: cyclin-dependent protein kinase holoenzyme complex; cytoplasm; nucleus. Lineage: Eukaryota; Metazoa; Chordata; Actinopteri; Perciformes; Nototheniidae. Gene Ontology annotation, biological process: mitotic cell cycle phase transition; regulation of cyclin-dependent protein serine/threonine kinase activity. The record is from RefSeq and is a predicted model, not a curated record. The transcript is spliced from 10 exons. Gene Ontology annotation, molecular function: cyclin-dependent protein serine/threonine kinase regulator activity.
GUCUCCUCUCGUCCCUCAGUCCCCUCCUCGGAAGUAGACGUAUCGGUCUAUUCCGUUUAUUUUUAUAUAUUUUGUAUAAACCCCUUUUCCCCAACACGUAGCAACAUGAACGCCAAGAUGGACGAUUAAACCGAAGAACGGGUCCCCGAUUUCACCCCCAUAUUUAUCCUGGGAUUGAGAGGGCCGGAUGAAAUCCAACUGUGGUUGUCUCCGCUUCGCAGGGGAGGUAGCUGUAUCCAGUGGGGAGGUAGGCUUAACCAGGGGUGAGAAUGAAGAACUUCGAACCCUGGGGACGCCAGAGGCUGUCUUUUCUCCUGGAAAAGGCCGCCUCUAGGGAAGCCAAGAUGUGGAAGCUCUACGUGCCAAAGAAGUACUCCUCACAGGAUACAGACGUCACCCCUGCGCAGCGGGACGAGGCCGUGCGAUGGCUGAUGGAUCUCCACAGCAGCCUGCAGCUGUACCCAGAGACCCUGGUGUUAGCUGUUAGCAUACUGGACCGCUUCCUCGCUCCCAUCAAGGCCCGUCCGAAGUAUCUGCGCUGCAUCGCCAUCACCUGCUUCUUCCUGGCUGCUAAGACCUGCGAGGAGGACGAGCGUCUGCCCACUCUGAAAGAGCUGGCAGCCUCCAGCAGCUGUGGCUGUUCUCCGUCUGAGAUCCUGAGGAUGGAGCGGAUCGUUCUGGACAAACUGAGCUGGGAUCUGCACACCGCCACCGCACUGGAUUUCCUGCAAAUCUUCCAUGCGACGGUGUUGUCGUGCCGCUCUGGGUUUUUGGACUCCAUGUUGGAGCUGAACCCCUCGCAGCACCUCGCCCUGCUCACACGGAGACUGUACCACUGUCUGGCUGACCACACACUCUUACAGCUCAGAGGAUCCAUGCUGGCCCUGGCCCUCAUCACCCUGGAGCUGGAGACCUGUUGCCCUGAUUGGCUGGCUCCCACCAUCGAGCUGCUGAGGAAGGCACAGAUCGACAACUCUGAGUUGAUCCGGAGUCGAGAGCUGGUGGCUCGUAGUCUGUCCACACUGAAAGCUUCCCUGCCUCCCAACACUGUCUACAUCUACCAACCCCUGCAGAGCAGCACCACCCUGCAGCCCCCGGACCCCUCGCCCUCCUGCUGCACACUGGGGAUCCUCUCUGAGUCUUCCAGGGACCAUGUCCUGGUGGCCCCUGCUGAUGGGGGGGAGGAGAGCUCCAGCUCCACCUCCUCCUCCAACAGCAGCAUGCCAGGUCUCCUCUCUCCUCCCAAGCUCCUGCACCGCCCUCGCCACCCGAAGGUGCAGAAGGUCACGCUGCGCUGCAAGGCGUCUGCGAAGCGCAAGGUGGAGGAGAUGGAGGUGGACGACAUUUACGACGGCAUCAAGCGUCUCUACAACGAAGACGUUACCACCGCUGUCCAGGAGGGGGCGCUACCACCAGGUGGAGGAGGAGGAGGAGGUCUGAGUGUCUGCAGCAUCCUGAUGCCCCGACAGGAAGGCAGCUCCUCCCCCUGCCCCCCCCUGCAGCCAGUCAGUGCCUCCUAGAGACCAAACAGGAAGCUCUAAACCAAAACCACCUCAACGCUGACAUCAUCAUCGCGAGAAUUACAAAGAAAUAACGUUUUCUGACCAAAACAGUGAGGCGAUGGGCAACUCCCUGAGCAAUAGGCGACAAAAAGAAAUGUUACCAUUGUAUAAAAAACCAACAUAAAGGCAGCUCCAGAAAGUUGCUCAUCACAGGUUUCCUUCAAUCGGCUGCUUUGAUGAAACGUACAUUAAAAUAAGAAAAUAUUGAUGUUAAAACACAAAUACAGCGGGUGAUGUCAGCGGUUCAGAUGGUUUUGGUUUCGGUGCAAACCCCCAGUGUGACCUGAGGACAUUACCCAUCAUGCCCUGCAACAGGAAAACAGAGCCCCAAAAAAAAAUUUAAACAUGAAAAAACUUACAAAAACAAGCUGCUGCUAAUAUUUAAUUAAUGAUAUCUGUUGAAUACAAUACUACAAAAUGAAAAAAAAAAUUAUAAAUAGAAAAGAUACCUUCAAAAAAACCUAGAUUUGACUCCACCCAUCCCCCCCCCCUACAUGUCUCUCUCUCAUCGUUUGUCAACCUUUUAUUGUUUUUCCAUUCUCUCCGUAUAUUUUAUAUAUUUAUGUUUGUAUUCUAUCACCUUCUCUCUCCUACCUACCUCUGCAUGUUUUCAUCUCUCUGAAGUCGUGAAUCAAAUGACGAUUAUCUGCAUUACUCACCCAGACAGAGACACGUCGUUUUUAGUGAAAUGCAAUUUUAAUUGUUAUUAAGAUGCUAAUAUAAAUAUCCCUCUCAGCUUGUUGUGACGGCUUGACUGAAUGAACGUUUCUCAGGGUUGUUUUAUUCUUCCCCAAACAAACAUAAAAGGCUUACAGUUUCUAAUGAAGCCCCUUGAAUGCAUCGUCUAUGAGAGGUCUUGAUUAUUCCCUCAUUAAGUACAUGCUCUCUCAUGGAAGCAUCCAGGUUUUGGGACCUUUACACAAACAAAGGGACCUCGUAAAAUAAAACUCUCCAUGGUUUCUGUGUCGAAGCACUUAAGAGGGGAUUACACCUAUAUAUUCACAUGUAAUAAAAACAACCUUGAGUUAUUUAAAGCAUUUUAAUAUUGAGCUAAGAGACAGAAAUGUGUUUUUUGAGUUGGUGUCUGAGCUUCACCAGAAGACAAGUGGCACUUUAAUGUUCAAAAAAAGUUAAAAUGACGCUGUUUUCACCUUGAAGUUCUGUUGAAUAUGAUUUUAUUCCUGCAAAAAGCUCUGUUCCUCCUGCUGUGGGAGCUGCUGGGCGCUGCUCCAGGGCACUUGAAUGAACCAAUAAAUAAAAAGACAUGAAGUAUGAAAACUCAGAAA